Messenger RNA from Procambarus clarkii (red swamp crayfish), 2101 nucleotides. Lineage: Eukaryota; Metazoa; Arthropoda; Malacostraca; Decapoda; Cambaridae. The record is from RefSeq and is a predicted model, not a curated record.
CAACUACAUCAUCCAAACUUAAUUAAUCUCAUUGAAGUGUUCAGAAGGAAAAGAAAACUGCAUCUGGUCUUCGAGUUCUGUGAGCGAACCGUCCUUAACGAACUGGAGAGUAACCCUAAAGGGUUGCCAGAUGAGAAGGUGAAGAGUAUUAUAUACCAACUGGUUCAAGCCAUCGGUUACUGCCAUAAGCACAACUGUAUACACAGGGACGUCAAGCCUGAGAACAUCCUCAUUACCAAGAGCGGAGUGGUUAAACUCUGUGACUUUGGCUUCGCCAGGAUGUUAAAUCCGGGAGACAACCUGACUGACUACGUCGCCACCAGGUGGUACCGCGCCCCGGAGCUCCUGGUGGGGGACACCCAGUACGGGACGCCGGUCGACGUCUGGGCCAUUGGCUGUGUGUUCGCCGAACUGGCGAAGGGCGAGGCGCUCUGGCCUGGCAAGUCUGAUGUGGAUCAACUCUACCUAAUUAGAAAAUCACUAGGUGAUCUUCUUCCGGACCACAUGAGGAUAUUCAAGGAUAACGAGUUUUUCCGGGGCUUGAAUAUACCUGAACCAGACACAUUAGAAUCUAUCGAGGCCAAAAUGCAAAAGUCAUUCUCUCGAGAAGGCUUGGACCUUCUUAAGAAAUGUUUAGAUCGAGACCCAGCUAAGAGAUGGACCUGCGAUCAGCUGCUGGGACACGACUACUUCAAGGGCUUCACCUACAAACUACCAGAAGAAGAUCAGCUGGAGCACGACAGAUUAAAGAACCCGAGUGUAUCUGGAUCAAUGUUGCUUCCUCAGUUAGCCAGCACUCCUGUAGGCGCAGGAUCCGUCUCAACUUCUUCCUCGCCUGAAAUACGUCAACCAGUUCUUCGCGGCGCACGGAACUUCGAUCACCUUCCUACCAUCUGACAAAAUGGCCUCGGAGUCCAUCGCCCGCCUGUAUUACCACCAAAUAUGGUGCCCUCACCUACCCCUCCCCCAGGCCAUGCCUCGAAGGUUCCAAAUGGCACAGGUCCUCGAAGGGCUUCGAAGUCGACAGUAAGUCCUGCUGCUGGGAGUCGACAGCCACCGCCUGUUUUAGACAAGGGUGAUUUGUACUCCAUGUUGUAUCGCAAGUAUAACUCCUCUUAGCUCUACCAAUUUAAAUUUGUAUAGUCUGCACUAAGGACUAAACACCCAUUAUGUUCAGUCUAUGAGCCAAAGAUCACCAUGUGUUAGACAAAUUGCUUCUCAUGAUAACAGUAGGCAAAAUGGGGAACUAUAAACUACAAAAUAAAACACUUAGAAUUGUGUAAACACUAUUUACAAUAUUAGGAUGCCAUUAGUUAGUCACCAUUAUUUGAUGAUAAGUUACAAAUAUUUUAUUGUUAUCAUUUGUGUACAUAAACUUUGCUGUUAAAAUCUGUGAUCUGAGGGCGUGUUCGCUUCUCAUAGCUUAGGGAAGUACCUGUACCUAAACUAUCCAUUACUUCAUUCUAGUUUAUAUAUAUAUAUAUAUAUAUAUAUAUAUAUAUAUAUAUAUAUAUAUAUAUAUAUAUAUAUAUAUAUAUAUAUAUAUAUAUAAACAUCUACCUAAUAGCCAGAGCUCCAGAGCUGCCUAACAAGCUUAAUUUUCUUAAAUAUCUAACUUUAACAAACGUUCUCUUCCAAAAUUAUAGUUUUCAUUAUAAUAUACAUACAGUACUAAGAUAUUUUUUUAAUAUGAACAAAACUUACUACGAAAUCUGACCUAACCUAAAUAUGCUAAUUAUUUAUCAGUAUUACCUAACAGGUAAAACCCAGACCUAAUUAAGUUAGAAAUUCAUGUUGUCAAUGCAAUAUUUUAAUAUUAUUAAUAAUAAACAAUUUGUGAAGGAAGAAUGUUUAAAAUAUGGAAAAUCACUCUGGCUUUUGGACAAAACAGGUCUUGCCUACUACGUCUCGUAAUGCAUAUCUGGCUAUUACGUACAACAUGUAAGAAGUGAUGAUAAAAACUCCUAGAUCCAAAAAUCACAGCUGAAGUAGGCCUCUCUUUCAAACUAAAAUAUUCAAAAUUUCAAUUGUGUUUUUUGGACCUGUAAGCCAGGUUAUGACAUUGACCAGUGCGCCAUUGUGCUUUUGCUCCGAUAUAUAU